Messenger RNA from Parastagonospora nodorum SN15, 1470 nucleotides. RefSeq lists its product as hypothetical. Bases 1 to 1470 code for a protein of 489 amino acids. The transcript is spliced from 2 exons. Lineage: Eukaryota; Fungi; Ascomycota; Dothideomycetes; Pleosporales; Phaeosphaeriaceae. The record is from RefSeq and is a predicted model, not a curated record. Gene Ontology annotation, molecular function: zinc ion binding; nucleic acid binding.
AUGUCUUACACUAACGGGCGACCCAAGAAGUCUUCGCAAUCGCUGACAGCUUCACAACUGACAGGACUUAAGAAAGGCCCAAAGGCCUCGAUCAUUGUCGGUCCUGAUGACGACCACUUCAUCGGCUUGGAAGGCGUUUCUAUCAGUCUUAUCUCGCACUUUUCCCCAUAUGCGAAGAAGAAACUUAUCGAGGAGCGUACCGGAAAAUUGUGUAUUCCCAAUGGAUCGAAGCUGCCCGUCCGUUGGAUCUACAAGUACAUGCAAGCUGGCGAGAAGGACCCGGACGAUGAAGACACUUUCGAACAGCUACCCUUUGAUAGUCUCGUCUUGCUAUACACCCAUAGCGCAUUCCUCCAGUACGAGCCUCUCCUGGAUCGCAUUGUUGGACGUCUCAAGGGCAAGUAUCAUAGUGCCCUACCCACCAUCGAAGAGAUCACGACUUUCUCUGCCUUCAUCCCGCCUCUCCUCGACUACUCAGCGCGUGUCCUCGCCCAUGAGAUGGCCAAUCCUUGGGCUUGCAACUACUCCGCUUACCUAGAGUACGCCAAGGUGGAUGAUGCAUUCGAAGAUGCGUUGGAUAAGGCCAUGAAGGACCUUCUUGCGCACCGCAUUCAGAACGGCAAGCAUUACUAUGCCACAAUCACCAAUCUGGGUGUCCGCUGGUCGCAGAACUACUACGACAACCUUAAGAACCUCAGCAUCACUUCUUUCAAGCUACGGGACCCAGCUGAUAGUGAGAAGAAGGUUGCUUCUGGUCCGAACAACAAGAUCCGUCGUGGGCGCCGCGGCGGCAAGCGACCAGCCAGGCAAUCGGUCAAGUCAUCUCAAGACACCACAGGAACACAGGACGAGACAUCUAGCGAACAAUCCCAGCACCUGGAGAGGGUCAUCAUUUGCUUCAACUGCCGGGAAGCUCACCACAUUGCACGGGACUGCUUGGCCAAGCCGGUCUGCUUCAACUGUAGCGUUGCAGGCCACGCCUCGCGCGACUGUACAGAAGGCCCUGACGAGCUAUGCGUAUCGAAAAAACAGGCACAGGCAGCUCGCGUUUGCUACAACUGUAAUGAGAAGGGUCACAUCGCCAAAGAUUGCACGGCCCAUCACAAAGGAGACGGUCCCGAAGACCAAGCGUCAGCCGUUCACUCGCUACAACUGCCGUGGAAAGGGGGCCACAUCGCUCGCAACUGCAAGGCUGAGACCAAGACGCCCUCUACCAACAACGAGCGUGCUCCGCCAGUCUGCUACAACUGUACCGAGGAAGGCCAUCUGGCUCGGGACUGCUCUGCGCCUGCUGCUGGGGCAUACAACAGCGGCCCGCGUGAUGUAUCUGGCCGCAACCGCCACUUCCGUCGUGCUCAGCAUGAUCGAGUAGCCAAGCGCAUCGAGGUCAUGGGCAACGGUGAAGGCCUUCGUACUUGCGAUCGCGAAGUGCGCAAGGGAGAAUUGACUCGCACAGGCCUUGUCGUCUAG